Anopheles nili is the source of this 1086-nucleotide messenger RNA. RefSeq names its product replication factor C subunit 5 (gene RfC3). Lineage: Eukaryota; Metazoa; Arthropoda; Insecta; Diptera; Culicidae. Gene Ontology annotation, biological process: DNA repair; DNA-templated DNA replication. Gene Ontology annotation, molecular function: ATP binding; ATP hydrolysis activity; DNA clamp loader activity. The record is from RefSeq and is a predicted model, not a curated record. The transcript is spliced from 4 exons. Bases 1 to 984 code for a protein of 327 amino acids. Gene Ontology annotation, cellular component: nucleus; DNA replication factor C complex.
AUGGACGCGAACGUAAAGUCGAAUCUUCCCUGGGUGGAAAAAUACCGACCGGCAACUCUCACAGAUUUGAUUUCACACGAAGAAAUCAUUAGUACCAUCAACAAAUUUAUAAAGGAAGAACAAUUGCCCCAUCUACUGUUUUAUGGUCCUCCGGGAACCGGCAAGACUAGCACCAUUCUGGCUUGCGCCAGGCAAUUGUACACACCGCAAUCAUUUGGCUCGAUGGUGCUAGAGCUGAAUGCCUCUGACGAUCGUGGCAUUAACAUCGUUCGUGGGCAAAUUUUGGAUUUCGCUUCAACGAGGACCAUUUUUAAAGGCGGAUACAAGCUGAUUAUUCUCGAUGAAGCGGACGCCAUGACCAACGACGCACAGAACGCGCUCAGGCGCAUCAUCGAAAAGUACACGGAAAAUGUACGAUUCUGCAUCAUUUGCAACUAUCUCAGUAAAAUCAUUCCAGCUAUACAGUCACGAUGUACGCGGUUCCGUUUCGCGCCUCUUUCUCCGGACCAGAUUUUGCCUCGAUUGGAGCACGUCAUCGAAUCCGAAAACAUUGAAGCAACGGAAGAUGGCAAAAAAGCACUGAUGACCUUGGCUGGCGGUGAUAUGAGAAAAGUGUUGAAUGUACUGCAAAGCACUUGGAUGGCGUACAAAAAUGUGACGGAGGUGAACGUGUACAAUUGCGUCGGACAUCCUCUGAAGGAGGAUAUAAAUGACAUAAUUUUCUGGCUACUGAACGAGGAGUCUUUUAAAGAUUGUUAUGAAAAAAUUCAGAAGCUGAAAACCCUGAAAGGUCUUGCUUUGGAGGACAUACUAACGGAAAUUCACUUGGUCGUCAAUCGUCUGGAGGUUCCACAACGCGUCACGUCUAAGCUACUCAUUGAUUUGGCAUCGAUCGAGGAGCGCUUAGCAGAUGGAUGCGUUGAAAAACCACAGAUUGCGGCACUGAUAGCAUCAUUCAAUAAAUUGCGAAGUUUGGUCAAUUAAAUGUAACAUGCAAAUUGCACAUGUAAAAUAUCCCAAGAACAUAGUAUACUGAAUAAACUAACGGUAUAAACGAACGAAUAUAGUACGGGAAAGGUAUUACAU